GUUCACUCUCUCUCUCUCUCUCUCUCUUGCUGUAAAAGUCAAUUGCCGAGGGAGAGUUCUUUUCCAGAUUUCUCUCUACUCUCUCUCUCUCUGUUGUUUUAUCAGCAGCGGUGAGGUAAUAAUGACGUCAGAUUCGAAGGUUCAUCUGUUUGAGGAGGUUUCGAAGCAUAACAAGACGAAGGAUUGCUGGCUAAUUAUCGACGGAAAGGUUUAUGAUGUAACCCCAUUCAUGGAUGAUCAUCCUGGAGGUGAUGAAGUUUUGCUAUCAGCCACAGGGAAAGACGCAACCAAUGACUUUGAAGAUGUUGGACAUAGUGAUUCCGCUAGAGAAAUGAUGGACAAAUACUACAUUGGAGAGAUAGAUAAGGCAACGGUUCCCCUGAAACGCACUUACGUAGCACCACAACAACCAGCGUACAAUCCCGACAAGACUCCCGAGUUUGUCAUUAAGAUUCUGCAGUUCCUUGUGCCUCUCUUGAUCUUAGGCUUGGCCCUUGCUGUGCGUCACUACACCAAAGAGAAAUGAUUUAAGUCAAACUCCUCAUUAUUUUCGUUUGUUCUUUGAAUUUCUUCAGCUGCGGUGUGGAAUGAACUAUCUUAUGUCACCCUCUUUUUCAGCCAAAAUAACUCCCGGUAGUCGGCUGAAAUAAUUUAGAUGUGUUUUAUGGGGGUAGUUUUUUUUUCUGUAUUUUCAGAGACUUCUUUAUUCAGUGUUUCAGAGUCUUGUCUAGGUACCCUUUAUGGGGUUUGUAUGUUUUACAUGUGUAGUUCAUUCUGUUUCAGAAAAGUGAACUCAUAGCCCUUAUACUGCUGCACAUCCUCAGUCGAUUUC
Molecule: messenger RNA, 832 nt
Organism: Erythranthe guttata (spotted monkey flower)
Lineage: Eukaryota; Viridiplantae; Streptophyta; Magnoliopsida; Lamiales; Phrymaceae
Source: RefSeq, a predicted model, not a curated record